Anolis sagrei ordinatus is the source of this 1669-nucleotide messenger RNA. It is a transcript of the gene BNIP2, whose product is annotated as BCL2 interacting protein 2. Gene Ontology annotation, cellular component: cytoplasm. Gene Ontology annotation, biological process: apoptotic process. The record is from RefSeq and is a predicted model, not a curated record. NCBI's taxonomy places the organism in Eukaryota, Metazoa, Chordata, Lepidosauria, Squamata, Anolidae.
GCAUGUGCAGAAGUAGCGGUCUCUGUUGUUCUUCGUCAGUGGUCUCUAUCGGCUUCCUGUUUGGUGGAGACUGUUUCCGGGGCGAGGUCGUAGCUCUUACAAAAUGGCCGGUUGAGGGUGUUGUGGAGGGGCUGAAGGGACGCCCUCUCUCGGGUUUUUUCCCCUCUCCUCCCUUUUGGUUCUUCAUAUCUAACACAAAAAGGAGGAAAUCUGGAUCAGUCAGAAGCAGCCUCGGCUUUUGAGGCGACGCUGAGGAUGGAAGGAGUUGAGCUGAAGGAGGAGUGGCAAGAUGAAGAUUUUCCAAGGCCUCUGCCAGAAGAUGAUCACAUGGAAGAUUUGCCAGAUUCUUCAGGAGAAGGGGACCAACCAGAAGUGAAUGGCAACAAAGUUAAGAAGAAACUAAUUGUGCCAAAUAUCACUCUAGCUCUGGAUCAGAGCGCGGACUCUAUUUUGUCCGACUUCGACGAUAGCAAAGAUAUCGAUCUGGAUGAUAUCGACACACCAUCUGAAAACAGCAAUGAGUUCGAAUGGGAAGAUGAUCUUCCUAAGCCCAAAACGACUGAUGUGAUUAGAAAAGGGUCGUUUUCGGAAUACGCAGCAUCGGAUGACAAAGAAGAAGAGCGGCGGUGGCGGAUGUUCCGGAUUGGAGACCAGGAUCACCGGGUGGACAUGAAGGCCAUUGAGCCCUACAAGAAGGUGAUCAGCCACGGAGGUUAUUAUGGCGAUGGAUUAAACGCAAUUGUCGUGUUUGCGGUUUGUUUCAUGCCAGAAGGCGGUCAGCCAAACUACAGAUACCUGAUGGAUAAUUUGUUUAAGUAUGUUAUUGGCACGCUAGAGCUGUUGGUUGCUGAAAACUAUAUGAUUGUUUAUCUGAACGGUGCCACCACGCGGCGGAAGAUGCCCAGCCUGGGCUGGCUCCGGAAGUGUUACCAGCAGAUCGAUAGGAGGUUACGGAAAAACCUGAAAUCAUUAAUUAUUGUUCAUCCUUCGUGGUUCAUCCGGACACUCUUGGCAAUCACAAAGCCUUUUAUUAGCUCCAAAUUCAGCCAGAAAAUCAAGUAUGUCUUCACUUUGGCAGAGCUGGCUGAGCUCAUCCCUAUGGAAUAUGUCGGCAUCCCUGAAUGCAUAAAACAGUAUGAAGAAGAAAAAUUUAGAAAGAAAGCCAAAAGAGUUGACCAGGAACUUAAUGGGAAACCGGAGCAGAAGACAGAGCAGUAGGAUAUUUCUGUGCCUUUCUGAUUUCGAGCCAAGACCGAAGAAGGUGAGGAAGGAAAUGACGUCUUGCGUGGAUCGAGUCCCGAUCGAAGGAAGAGAUCGGCUUCUGGACUUUUUGCCCAAAGGACUGCCUGAUGCCGAAUGGGAGCCCGGGCUCCGUAGUGACGCUUACUAGCCGCCUUCAUUAUCACUCUUUUAUACUUCCGUGUCGCAAAAGCGUCCUUCAGAGGCACCCGUUUGUUUUGGUUUUUUUUUUUUUAUCCUAAAUGAUGCUUAUUCAAGUAAAAAUAUUUAUAUGCUUAAAUGUUAAGGAAAGAGAUAUAAUAUAUAUAUAUUUUUAUGACGUCUCAAAACAAUAUUUUAUACGGUUUGCCUGCAGGAAAUACACGCAGGUCGAGUGGGCCGUACAGGACUGCUGUCCUUUAUAUGGAAAUAAAAAGUGCAUGACAAGGUC